Molecule: messenger RNA, 2135 nt
Organism: Entelurus aequoreus (snake pipefish)
Lineage: Eukaryota; Metazoa; Chordata; Actinopteri; Syngnathiformes; Syngnathidae
Product: serine/threonine-protein kinase PAK 2-like
Exons: 15
Coding region: 220-1758 (512 amino acids)
Biological process (GO): regulation of axonogenesis; protein phosphorylation; regulation of MAPK cascade
Cellular component (GO): cytoplasm
Molecular function (GO): ATP binding; protein serine/threonine kinase activity
Source: RefSeq, a predicted model, not a curated record
CCGUACGACGUUUUUCCGCUUCCUCUCGCACUCCCUUCCUCGUACCGGCAGGCAGCAGGAAGAAAGACGCGUCUUCAAAACGAAAGCGGUUUUGUUUUUUUUAAAUACCCUCAAGGCAAUCAUUUUAUCUGGACUUCCUCUUUUUGGUCACGUGGGGGAAAAGGGGGCGGAGUUUGAAUCAAGCGCACCCUGUUAUUUUUGCGGUCUACGUGUGUGUAGAUGUGCGACAGCAGUGUGUGUGAGGACAAGCCCCCGGCCCCCCCUGUCAGAAUGAGCAGCCAAGGAGGAGGAGCCAAGGACCCCCAGUCCACCAAUCACAACUCUCGACCUCUGCCGUCUGUCCCGGAAGAAAAGAAGCCCAGAAACAAAAUCAUCUCCAUGUUCGCCUCGGAGAAAGGAGGCAGGAAGAAGGACCGGGACAAGGACAGACCAGAGAUCUCCUCCCCGUCAGACUUUGAGCACACCAUCCAUGUGGGCUUUGACGCCGUCACCGGGGAGUUCACUGGCAUGCCGGAGCAGUGGGCCCGCCUCCUUCAGACCUCCAACAUCACUAAAUCGGAGCAGAAGCAGAACCCGCAGGCGGUUCUUGACAUCCUCAAGUUCUACGACUCCACCAGCGGGAAGCAGAAGUACCUCAGUUUCUCCGCCUCAGAUAAAGAUUCCCAGUCGCUGGACAAGCAGAGCGCCAACAACUCGUCGCCGGGGAGGAAAGACGGCGACGACGAUGACGACGACGCGCCGCCGCCAAUUGUGGCGCCCAGGCCGGAACACACCAAAUCUGUUUACACGAGGUCGGUCAUCGAGCCGCUGCCGCCUCCGGAGGGCGACGCAGCCUCCAGGCAGAAGAAGAAGGGAGGCAAGAUGACGGAUGAGGAGAUCAUGGAGAAACUCAGAACUAUCGUCAGCAUCGGAGAUCCCAAGAAGAAGUACACGCGAUACGAGAAGAUCGGGCAAGGGGCGUCUGGAACUGUUUACACAGCCACAGAUGUUGCAACAGGUCAAGAGGUGGCCAUCAAGCAGAUCAACUUGCAGAAGCAGCCAAAGAAAGAACUGAUCAUCAACGAGAUCCUGGUCAUGAAGGAAAUGAAGAAUCCCAACAUUGUCAACUUUGUGGACAGUUUCCUGGUGGGGGAGGAGCUCUUCGUGGUGAUGGAUUACUUGGCGGGUGGCUCCCUGACUGACGUGGUGACAGAGACCUGCAUGGACGAGGCGCAAAUCGCAGCCGUGUGCAGAGAGGUCCUCCAAGCGCUGGAGUUUCUUCACGCCAAUCAAGUCAUCCAUCGAGACAUCAAGAGUGACAAUGUUCUGCUGGGAAUGGAUGGAUCAGUCAAACUCACCGACUUUGGCUUCUGUGCUCAGAUCACACCGGAGCAGAGCAAGCGCAGCACCAUGGUGGGAACUCCCUACUGGAUGGCUCCGGAGGUGGUGACCCGGAAGGCCUACGGACCCAAGGUGGACAUCUGGUCCCUGGGCAUCAUGGCCAUAGAAAUGGUGGAGGGGGAGCCCCCCUAUCUCAACGAGAACCCUCUCAGGGCCUUGUACCUCAUUGCCACCAACGGGACUCCUGAGCUGCAGAGUCCAGAGAAGUUGUCUCCAGUCUUCAAGUCCUUCCUGUCCCGAUGUCUGGAGAUGGACGUGGAGAAACGAGGCUCAGGCAGAGAAUUGCUACAGCAUCCUUUCCUCAAGCUGGCCAAGCCUCUGUCCAGCCUGACUCCUCUCAUCCUGGCUGCCAAGGAGGCCAUGAGGAGCAACCGCUAAGUUAGCGUCUGAGAGGAGCAACCGCUAAGUUAGCGUCUGAGAGGAGCAACCGCUAAGUUAGCGUCUGAGAGGAGCAACCGCUAAGUUAGCGUCUGAGAGGAGCAACCGCUAAGUUAGCGUCUGAGAGGAGGGUACGCCACACAGUCAUAACACCAGCGGGUUUUUUUUUUUAUACUUCUGCCAACAUUCUUUUAGGGCUCGUUCACAUCCACACUGACACAAGUCAUUACGUGUGGGGAGCAUUUGACAGAGUUACAUCAUCUGCCACCCUCUUCCUGUCAUGUACAUGUGUAGUACAUAUUACUCAUGUACAUGACUUAUAUGUCAUCAAUAUGUGCAGUACAUAUAAGCAUGUACAUGACUUAUAUGUCAUCAAU